Fraxinus pennsylvanica is the source of this 597-nucleotide messenger RNA. Lineage: Eukaryota; Viridiplantae; Streptophyta; Magnoliopsida; Lamiales; Oleaceae. The record is from the annotation of a GenBank genome assembly.
AUGAAUCUCGCACCCGAAUCUACAAAUAGUGCAGAUGCAGCAGAUGGGACCGUUUCUGCACAAGCUUGUGCUGCAUGCAAAUACCAACGAAGAAAAUGCGCACCCAAUUGCUCUUUAGCCCCGUACUUUCCUGCAGACAGACAGAAAGAUUUCCUCAAUGCACAGAAGCUUUUUGGGGUCAGUAACAUCAAGAAAAUCCUUAGAAAUGUGAAACAAAACGAGAAAGAAAGUGCAAUGAGAUCGAUUAUUUUUCAAGCCAAUAUGCGAGCAAUUCAUCCUGUUGGAGGGUGCUUUCAUGUAAUCAAAGAGUUAGAGAGUUAUAUACAUUUUUACAAGGCGGAAUUGGAUUUUGUUCUUCGUCAAAUAGCGAUUUGCCGGGCUCAGGCUUUAGAGAAUGAGAUUCAGAAUAUGGGUUCUUAUCGGAAAUUAGGGUUUGAUAAUCAAGAAGUUGAAGGAGUGAAAAUUGGUAUUGUGGGAACUUGGGACGAUCAGCCAUUGUUGGUUGAGAAAAUGGAAGAUCUUAAACCGGAUCUUGGUGCAUUCAAAGAAAGACAGGUGCAAGUUCAAUUUCAAUCUAAAGUAUCAAAUUUGGUAUAG